Messenger RNA from Sphaeroforma arctica JP610, 316 nucleotides. Its product is annotated as pyruvate kinase, barrel domain-containing protein. Gene Ontology annotation, biological process: glycolytic process. The annotation marks the transcript as partial. The record is from RefSeq and is a predicted model, not a curated record. The transcript is spliced from 2 exons. Gene Ontology annotation, cellular component: cytoplasm. Gene Ontology annotation, molecular function: magnesium ion binding; pyruvate kinase activity; potassium ion binding. Lineage: Eukaryota; Ichthyosporea; Ichthyophonida.
AUGUGGAUCUCAAUCCAACACACACAUCAGGUGGAGAUCGCGAACGGCGCCAUGCUCACUCUGUCCACCAAUAACGAGUACUUCUCAGAGGGCACCAGCAACUGUGUGUACGUCGACUACGAAGGACUGCCGCGUGUAGUGCGAGUGGGGAGCUUGAUAUACAUUGACGAUGGACUGCUCAAGUUUGUUGUAGCAGAGAUUGGAGAUGACUAUGUCAUCGCUAAGGCCGAAAACGGAGGGUGGCUGGGGCCACGCAAGUGCAUCAACAUCCCUGACGCAGAUGUCGAUCUACCCCCGUUGUCUAAGCGCGAUGUGG